UUUUGAAAAAUCGAACAAGCGCUUCCGACUGUUUAUGUUUCACAGAAGAAGGAGAGGCGAUUGCACACCAUCGUUAAAUUCAGCAUUUUAAUGCUAAAAUGGGGGCUUGUCUGGCGUUGUGCUCGUUAGCCAGCUGUGCCUCCUGCCUGUGUGGCUCAGCACCAUGUCUUUUGUGUGGCUGCUGCCCAUCCUCUAAUAAUUCUACCAUCACUCGUCUGAUUUUCUCCUUCUUUUUGCUGCUGGGGACCAUGGUGUCUGUCAUCAUGAUCCUUCCCGGGAUGGAAACACAGCUCCGCAAAAUCCCACUGUUUUGCCAAGGAGGAACUGCUGUGACUGAUAUUGAAAACAAGGUUAACUGUGAUGUCAUUGUGGGCUACAAGUCUGUGUACCGUAUGUGCUUCGCCAUGACUUGCUUCUUCUUUCUGUUCUCCGUCAUCAUGAUUCGUGUCCGUAGUAGCAAAGACCCACGUGCAGCUAUUCAAAAUGGGUUCUGGUUCUUUAAGUUUCUGAUCCUGAUUGGGAUUACAGUGGGAGCUUUCUUCAUCCCUAAUGGAACAUUUCAUACUGUAUGGUUUUACUUUGGUUUGGUGGGAUCCUUCAUCUUCAUUCUCAUCCAGCUUAUUCUCCUCAUCGACUUUGCCCACAACUGGAACAAAGUGUGGGUGGAAAAGGCCGAAAACAGUGACAACAAAUGCUGGUUUGCAGGCCUGCUGUCUUUCACCAUCCUCUAUUAUGCCCUGGCUUUCACUGCCGUUGUGCUCUUUUACGUGUACUACACGCAACCUGAAGACUGCACAGAGCACAAGGUCUUCAUCAGCCUCAACCUUAUCUUCUGCAUCAUCAUCUCUGUUGUCUCCAUCCUACCAAAAAUACAGGAAGCCCAGCCACACUCCGGUCUACUCCAGGCUUCACUCAUCUCCCUAUAUACCAUGUAUGUCACUUGGUCUGCAAUGACCAAUAAUCCAAAUCGCAAAUGUAACCCCAGCCUAUUGAGUCUAGUGUCAAAUGUCAACACCACUGGACCAUCUGCUGACAGCACUCCAGGGCAGGUGCAGUGGUGGGACGCUCAGGGCGUUGUUGGUUUGGUCAUCUUCCUCUUCUGCACUCUCUAUGCCAGCAUCCGUUCGUCCAGUAACACUCAGGUAAACAAGCUGAUGCAGACAGAAAAGGGGGAAGAAUUUGGUGGUGAGGGUAAGGUAGGAGAGGAUGGCAUACGCAGGGCCGUGGAUAAUGAGGAGGAGAGAGUCACUUACAGCUACUCCUUUUUCCACUUCCACCUCUGUCUGGCCUCUCUGUACAUCAUGAUGACUCUCACCAACUGGUACCAGCCAGACACCACCACCCAGGCCAUGCAGAGCAGCAUGCCAGCUGUGUGGGUGAAGAUGAGCUCCAGCUGGCUGGGCCUCGGGCUCUACCUCUGGACCCUCAUUGCCCCACUUAUCUUCCCUGACAGGGAUUUUAGUUGAGCGUGUCUUUGUAUUUUAGCUGUGUUUGGUCUUCUUUUAAUCUUGUUGGUUCCUUGUCUAGUGUAUUAGGCAAUGUGAAGGGUGCUAUCAAGAAAACGAAGAUCACUUUGAAAAGCUACCCCCUACCUUCUACCUGAUAUGAUUGUUUGAGCUUCAUCAUGUUUUUUGGACAUUUUGUCACUGGUCUAUCACAAACACUUAGCAACAGGGCACUUUCUUACCUCAGAUGUUUCAUUUAUAGAAUCCCUUUGGCAGGUCUGUGAGGUCAGACUUCUCUGAUUGGCCAGAUCUGGAAAUCCCCGAUUAGCUGGACUCUUUAAGUGCUGGGGCAAUGAGGGUAACCCUUCUUAUGAGCCCCAGAGUGAGGUGAGUGUGAGCAGUAGAUAAGACUAAUAUGACGCGCCCUUCAGAUCAUAACAGGGCUUCCCUUUUGCUGCUAGGCCGUAUGCAGAUUUUAGCCAGAGUCCUGUUUGACAGCCAGUCUAAUCUCAGCUCUUUCUCACCUAAUUCAGUCUAAGGUACUUUAUUUCUGGUGCUAUAACUUUCCAUGUCUGACUGUGUUUGGCCUUGUACAUCCACAGGCAACAAUCUGUACCUGUAUAGCAGGCUCUUUGCAGCUGGGAGAUGUGUCAUGCAUCAUGCAAUGUGCAGUGGUAUGGAGGUGACUGCGUGAACACUACUACCUGUGUUUUCACAAAUGCCGUUGCUUUUCGAAUACUGUAGAAUGUGUUAUUCAGAAAGGGAUUUUUAAAUGUUGCAGUGUACAAGACAGUGACAAAACAUUUCAGAAAUAUAAAUUGCUGUUAAAUGAUAUUGACUUUAAUAUUGUGAUGAUGGUGGUUCAGUAAUUUUAUGCAUUAUAUAGUAGUUACCUCAAUUGCACCAUGAAUGGUAUGAGUUAAGAUCAGUAUAUUUUGUACUUGUGAAGAAAUGAUUUUGGUGCACUGCUGAAAAUGCAUGUGUUAUCUUCUUUUCAAACAUUGCACCGCCCAAAACCAUGAGUCAGAUUUCUUCUUUCUCUGGUUGCAUAUGAAUAUUGUGAAUGGAGUUUUUCAGAGUGUUGUGAUAAAUUCAAAAAUAUGUUUAUAAUUUAUCAAACAUCAGACAUAAUUCAUAUUUUACCUUUAUCGACCUACUAAGGUUAUUGUUGAGACAGAUUUGCCAGUGUUAGAUCCUAAUAUAUAAUAUUACAAAACACUAAUAAAGUGCCUUUUUGUAGUCCUGCAUUUCAAAAAAGAGUUCAUCACUAAUGCUGAUGUGUGCAAAGUAUGCCUUGCCCUACACAUUGUGGUGAGUCAGUGAUUGCAUGCCAUAAGGCAUAGGCCAAUGCAUUAAUAUUACAAUUAAUGUACAUUGAUUUUAAUAAAGAGGGAAAACUAAA
This is a messenger RNA of Monopterus albus (swamp eel), 2847 nucleotides long. It is a transcript of the gene serinc2l, whose product is annotated as serine incorporator 2, like. Gene Ontology annotation, cellular component: membrane. The transcript has 10 exons. NCBI's taxonomy places the organism in Eukaryota, Metazoa, Chordata, Actinopteri, Synbranchiformes, Synbranchidae. Bases 99 to 1466 code for a protein of 455 amino acids. The record is from RefSeq and is a predicted model, not a curated record.